This is a messenger RNA of Australozyma saopauloensis, 822 nucleotides long. It is a transcript of the gene ECI1, whose product is annotated as dodecenoyl-CoA isomerase. Bases 1 to 822 code for a protein of 273 amino acids. The record is from RefSeq and is a predicted model, not a curated record. Gene Ontology annotation, biological process: fatty acid beta-oxidation. The transcript has a single exon. Lineage: Eukaryota; Fungi; Ascomycota; Pichiomycetes; Serinales; Metschnikowiaceae. Gene Ontology annotation, cellular component: peroxisomal matrix.
AUGUCUGAACCCAUUCUCUAUGAGGUCCGCGACCGCAUCACUGUGAUCACCCUUAAUCUUCCAAACAAGCUCAAUGCUCUCAAUGGAGAGCAGUAUCUUCAAUUGGCCAAAUAUCUCCAGGAGGCCGACGAUGAAGAGGACACAGUAUGUACCCUUAUUCAAUCAACGGGCCGGUAUUUCUCGGCCGGCGCUAACUUUGCCGAUAAGGCGUUGAUGGAGGGCGACCCUGCGGAGGUGUUUUCGCAUGAGUUUUGGUUGAAGAGCUUUGCCGGCAGAAAUGUGUAUCUCACCGACUUGCUUCACAACCACAAGAAGGUGUUGGUUGCAGCACUCAACGGUCCGGUGAUCGGGUUGUCUUCCGCUAUAGUGGCCUUGUGCGACCUCGUGUACGCUGUUGACGAGUCGAAGGUCAAUCUUUUGGCGCCAUUUUCCAACUUGGGGUUGGUCGCUGAGGGUGCUACCUCGGCCACCUUAUUCACCCGUUUGGGCUGGUCAAAAGCUUCCGAGGCCUUGCUCUUUGCAAAGCCUGUGAGCGGCGCGGAUUUGAACAAAGCAGGCUUUUUCAACAAAGUGUACGACGGGAAGAACUACUCCACCGAGGAGUUCAACACGGAAGUGUUUGAAGACUUGAAGCGCAGUUUUGAUGGCUUGUACGAGCCUUCCAUCUUCGCCAACAAACAACUUCUCAAGGCCAACAGGGACCAAUUGGUCAACGCUGCCAGCUCCAAGGAGGCUGUGAUUGGCUUCAACAGAUGGAUCCAGGGUAUUCCGCAGGCUCGGUUCAUGGAGGUGAAAAACAAGGAACGUCAGCACAAGAUUUAG